Peromyscus leucopus (white-footed mouse) is the source of this 4040-nucleotide messenger RNA. RefSeq names its product phosphatidylinositol 4-kinase beta (gene Pi4kb). NCBI's taxonomy places the organism in Eukaryota, Metazoa, Chordata, Mammalia, Rodentia, Cricetidae. The transcript is spliced from 12 exons. Gene Ontology annotation, biological process: phosphatidylinositol-mediated signaling; phosphatidylinositol phosphate biosynthetic process. Gene Ontology annotation, cellular component: cytoplasm; membrane. The record is from RefSeq and is a predicted model, not a curated record. Gene Ontology annotation, molecular function: 1-phosphatidylinositol 4-kinase activity. The coding region runs from base 905 to 3355 and encodes 816 amino acids.
CACAGAGAUCUGCCUGCCUCUACCUCCCGAGUGCUGGGAUCAUGACAUCACCGCCCAGCUGAAAAUUACUUACAUUCUAGUUCUACAGAAGCCUCUCCCUUCUUCAAAAGUGGUGCAUUGGAUGCUCUCUUUAUUUGGAAAGAGGUCUCUGAGUCUACUGAUGGCUAUAUCCAGAUUCUAAAGCCAGAAUCAUCUGACACAGUGUUGUAGACUUUUCUCCUGAUCUGGUCACUCUGAGAUCCUUUUCUUCUGCUUUUCGCUUACUCUUCCUUCUGAUCUGGUUUGGUGACACUCUGAAGGCUCCUGGAGGAUCCGUGGCUUUCACCAGCAGUGUUCUUUACCUGCCUUUCCUGGUGCCAGUAAAACAAGUCCAUCCCGAGAGAGCCAAGUUUCAACUCCUGUGUAUCCCUGGUUUUUUAGAAGUUAGAGACCCAUGAGUCCUGAUUUUUUUUGUCUUUUUACAGCCCUUCCAGUUCCUAGAGUUUAUACAUGAGAGUGGGGAAGGAAUAGUAAGGGGAGGGAAAAGUAGUCAUAAAUUUUUUUGUGUGUGGUCAUAAAUUUUUAAAGAAUCACAAAAAACUAGUGCAGCUCAUGUCCCUCAUAAUAGCACAUAAGCACACACUGUUUAGUAACCUUUUACAGGGUUAGAAUUCAACUAGCAUUAUUGAGUGCUACCUCGUGCCAAAAACGUUAAAUCAUUUCAUCCACAUAAGUUUAUGUCUGUCUUCUAUACAGCAGCAAUGUGAAGUAAUUAUUUUUUUUCUCAAUUUGCAGUUGAAGAAACUGAAACAGAAGAUACAUGGUGUGUUUAAGUUUUACGGCUUAUAAACCUAGAGCGAGGGUAUAGUGUCAGCAAGCCAGACCUGCAGAAAAACGCUUGGAAGCUCCAAGUCUGGCUGUAGCCAUGGGAGACAUGGUAGUGGAGCCUGCCACCUUGAAGCCAACUUCUGAGCCUACUCCUAGCCCAUCAGGGAAUAAUGGGGGCUCCUUACUAAGCGUCAUCACAGAGGGGGUCGGGGAACUGUCAGUGAUUGACCCUGAGGUGGCCCAGAAGGCCUGCCAGGAGGUGCUGGAGAAAGUCAAGCUUUUGCAUGGAGGUGUAGCCAUCUCUAGUAAAGGUGCCCCGCUGGAGCUGGUGAAUGGGGAUGGUGUGGACAAUGAGAUCCGUUGCCUAGAUGAUCCACCUGCCCAGAUCAGGGAGGAAGAAGAUGAGAUGGGGGCCACUGUGGCCUCCGGCACAGCCAAAGGAGCGAGAAGACGACGACAAAACAACUCGGCCAAACAGUCCUGGCUCCUGAGGCUGUUCGAGUCAAAACUGUUUGACAUCUCCAUGGCCAUCUCAUACUUGUACAACUCCAAGGAGCCUGGAGUGCAGGCCUACAUUGGCAACCGCCUCUUCUGCUUUCGCAACGAGGAUGUGGACUUCUAUUUGCCCCAGUUGCUUAACAUGUAUAUUCACAUGGAUGAGGACGUGGGCGAUGCCAUUAAACCCUACAUAGUCCACCGAUGUCGCCAGAGCAUCAACUUUUCCCUCCAGUGUGCCCUGUUGCUUGGGGCCUACUCUUCAGACAUGCACAUUUCCACCCAACGACACUCCCGAGGGACCAAGUUACGGAAGCUAAUCCUCUCAGAUGAGCUGAAGCCAGCUCACCGAAAGAGGGAGCUGCCGUCUUUGAGCCCGGCCCCUGACACAGGGCUGUCUCCUUCCAAAAGGACUCACCAGCGCUCUAAGUCAGAUGCUACAGUCAGCAUAAGUCUCAGCAGCAACCUGAAACGAACAGCCAGCAACCCUAAAGUGGAGAAUGAAGAUGAGGAGCUCUCCUCCAGCACCGAGAGUAUUGAUAAUUCAUUCAGUUCCCCUGUCCGGCUGGCCCCUGAACGAGAAUUUAUCAAGUCCUUGAUGGCAAUCGGCAAACGGCUAGCCACGCUCCCCACCAAAGAGCAGAAAACACAAAGGCUGAUCUCAGAACUCUCCCUGCUUAACCAUAAACUCCCUGCCCGAGUCUGGCUGCCCACUGCUGGCUUUGACCACCACGUGGUCCGUGUGCCCCACACACAAGCUGUUGUCCUCAAUUCCAAGGACAAGGCUCCCUACCUGAUCUACGUGGAAGUUCUUGAAUGUGAAAACUUCGACACAACUAGUGUUCCUGCCCGGAUUCCUGAGAACCGAAUUCGGAGCACACGGUCCGUAGAGAACCUGCCUGAAUGUGGUAUCACUCAUGAGCAGCGGGCUGGCAGCUUCAGCACAGUGCCCAAUUAUGACAAUGAUGAUGAAGCCUGGUCGGUGGAUGAUAUAGGCGAGCUACAGGUGGAGCUCCCUGAAGUGCAUACCAACAGCUGUGACAACAUCUCCCAGUUCUCGGUGGACAGCAUCACCAGCCAGGAGAGCAAGGAGCCUGUGUUCAUUGCAGCAGGGGACAUCCGACGGCGCCUUUCAGAACAGCUGGCUCACACUCCCACAGCCUUCAAACGAGACCCCGAAGACCCUUCUGCAGUCGCCCUCAAAGAGCCCUGGCAGGAGAAAGUGCGGAGGAUCAGAGAAGGCUCCCCCUACGGCCAUCUUCCCAAUUGGCGGCUCCUGUCAGUCAUUGUCAAGUGUGGAGAUGACCUUCGGCAGGAGCUGCUGGCUUUCCAGGUGUUGAAGCAACUGCAGUCCAUUUGGGAGCAGGAGCGGGUGCCUCUCUGGAUCAAGCCAUAUAAGAUUCUUGUGAUCUCAGCAGACAGCGGCAUGAUUGAACCAGUAGUCAACGCUGUGUCCAUCCACCAGGUGAAGAAACAGUCACAGCUCUCCUUGCUCGAUUACUUCCUACAGGAACAUGGCAGUUAUACCACUGAGGCAUUCCUCAGUGCCCAGCGCAACUUUGUGCAAAGUUGUGCUGGCUACUGUUUGGUCUGCUACCUACUGCAAGUCAAGGACAGACACAACGGGAACAUCCUUCUGGACGCAGAAGGUCACAUCAUCCACAUCGACUUUGGCUUCAUCCUUUCCAGCUCACCCCGAAACCUGGGCUUCGAGACGUCAGCCUUUAAGCUGACCACCGAGUUUGUGGAUGUAAUGGGCGGCCUGAACGGCGACAUGUUCAACUACUACAAGAUGCUCAUGCUGCAAGGGCUGAUUGCUGCUCGGAAGCAUAUGGACAAGGUGGUGCAGAUUGUGGAGAUCAUGCAGCAAGGUUCUCAGCUUCCUUGCUUCCACGGCUCCAGUACCAUUCGCAACCUCAAAGAGAGGUUCCACAUGAGCAUGACCGAGGAGCAGCUCCAGCUGCUGGUGGAGCAGAUGGUAGAUGGCAGCAUGAGGUCCAUCACCACCAAACUCUACGACGGCUUCCAGUACCUCACCAAUGGCAUCAUGUGACACCCUUCUCAGGCCCAGAAGUGGUGGGACUGAAGGCACCCUCCCUAGGAGGACUUUGCCUAAGAAACCCCAAAUCACAAAACCCUACCUACCUAACCACCUACCCAAGGGAAAUGGAAGGCAAGAAAUACAAAGGAUCAUGUGGUAACCAUGAGAGCUUGCCAGAGGGUAGGAGAGCCAGCCGUGGGGUCCAGGCUUGCUGGGGCUUCCCCACCUCCUGCUGUCAGUAUCACCACCUGACAGAUUCCAGGACUCACUGCCCUCAGAGGAGGUGAUCACGAACAUGAGGAGGAUGGGGGCCUUCUUCCCUCUCCAGAGUCUCAGAGGUUCUUUCUACAAACUGGCGUGUUUUCCCUGGGUCCAAGCAAGAUGGGAGGAGGACUGGGUUCCUGGUACCUAGGAUGUGAUCCUAUGUUUGACCAUGCUGCUGCCCAACUCUCCCUCCCAGGGCUGACCCCAGCCCACAUUCCCCCUGGCAGGUGGGUUCUGCCAUAGGGUCCUGCACUUGCUGAGGUUCCCCAUCAUGGGGUUAAGGAAGGGAAUUGCCACAAUCCCUCUAAUAUAUUGAGGGUAUUGGCCUAGCCAUGGGGAAUUUCUUACCCUGAUCCUUUCCUCACACCCAGGGAAAUAGCUCUCAAUUUUUUUAUUUUUAAUUUUUGUUUGAAAUAAAGUCCUUAGUUAGCCA